Molecule: messenger RNA, 1015 nt
Organism: Prorocentrum cordatum
Lineage: Eukaryota; Dinophyceae; Prorocentrales; Prorocentraceae
Source: the annotation of a GenBank genome assembly
GAUCCCCAUUCCCGGGGAAUAUGACGCUAUUCCCGGCGCAGACGCUAUUCCUGGCGCAGACGCUAUUCCCGGCGCAGACGCUAUUCCCGGCGAAGACGCUAUUCCCAGCGAAGACGCUAUUCCCGGCGAAGACGCUAUUCCCGGCGAAGACGCUAUUCCAGGCGAAGACGCUAUUCCCGGCGAAGACGCUAUUCCCGGCGAAGACGCUAUUCCCGGCGAAGACGCUAUUCCCGGCGAAGACGCUAUUCCCGGCGAAGACGCUAUUCCCGGCGAAGACGCUAUUCCCGGCGAAGACGCUAUUCCCGGCGAAGACGCUAUUCCCGGCGCAGACGCUAUUCCCGGCGCAGACGCUAUUCCAGGCGCAGACGCUAUUUCCGCCGCGGACAGGCGUUCGCGUGCCCGUUCAGGCGGCGUGCAACGCCCGUGCGGGCGGGAUGCGAGCCGCGGGCCAGCGAGCUCACAGCUGCGGGGACUGCGUGGGCCGCUGGCUGGCGAGGGGCUGCGCUCACCAUCAGAUGCGCCAGUGCUGGUCUCUGCAUUCUGUGCGUCAGGGCCCGGGCACUGGGAAGGCCAUUCGGCCCCGCCGUGUCGGCAGUGCCCGACAACCUGGUAAGCUGGAGAAGAAAGCUCACAAGGGUGGCAUCUGUGCUGACCAGCUGGCCUACCGCCAGGAACUGUCGCUGCUGCGGGGCAACCUGCUUGCACAGGUGUCGCCGCUUCUGCGGGGCAACCUGCUUCUUCUCAAGGAGGUGACGGACGUGAUCGAGGCGGGCGCGCAGGUCACGGAGGGCGCCAUCUUGAAGACGCGUGAUGCGGCAUGCCGACGCAAUGGCUGGAUCUAUACCACUCUGGCGUGCAAGGUGCCCAGUGGAAGAUUCGACCUGGAUCGCAAGUGCUACGGCUCAGGCAAGGCGACUCGAUCCGUGGAGCUGCUGGUGGACGGGCCCCUGCCAGGCGACCGAGACGCGACCGCGCUGCGCAGUGGCUGGAUCACUCCAGUGACGCCGUUCAACAU